Penicillium arizonense is the source of this 1182-nucleotide messenger RNA. RefSeq lists its product as uncharacterized. The transcript has 6 exons. Bases 1 to 1182 code for a protein of 393 amino acids. NCBI's taxonomy places the organism in Eukaryota, Fungi, Ascomycota, Eurotiomycetes, Eurotiales, Aspergillaceae. The record is from RefSeq and is a predicted model, not a curated record.
AUGGAGACUAUCAACGUGGAUGUUCUGGUCUGCGGGGGAGGAAUGUCUGAGAUGGCAUGUACUGCUUUCGCAACAGAAGCAGGAGCUAAAACAUUGGUAGCCGAGAAACAAACAGAGAUUGGUGGCUCAUCGAAUUACUCCGCGGGAAUGUACUGGGGAUCCCAAACAUAUGAUAAGCUGAGAUAUUGGGUCCCAGCAGGAGACGUUACUCUACAAAAAGCAUGGAUGAAAGAUUACCUGCCGGCAGUGCAGUGGAUGCGUGACAAUGUCACAGUGGGUAACAAAAUAUCCAACCUUCACGAUCUCCAUCAAAAUCGUAUCAGGUCGAGCAAAGCAAAUGCGCUUUUCACAAACACCUCGGUGCUUAGGCUAAUUCAGAAAGAGCCUGGGUUGCCUGGAUCGACUGCGAUAGGUGCCAUCACUUGUCAGAAUACACCCAAUUCACCAUCUACAUACUAUGAAGUUCAAGCUAAAUUGGUCGUCUUGGCCACUAGUGGAUUCCAAGGUUCUCCAGAUAUUACAUCAAAGUAUCUAGGACAAGGCGGAGACAACAUCGUGCGCCCCAAUCGUGGCUUGGUGGGUGAUGGGCUCAAUAUGGUCAUUGAAUUUGGUGCCGGAGCUAACAGAGGUAUGAAUACCUGUUAUGGCCAUCUACUGCCAGCUCCACUCGGGGCUGAGGACGUGGACCUGAAGGAUUAUCUUCCACUUGCCCAGUAUCAAAGCAAGCAUUGCCUGUUGAUAAAAGAAGCUGGCCGACGGUCUGCAGAUGAAACAACAGGAGAUAAAAUUAUCAACCAAUAUCUUGCCAAGCAGGAAAGGCGCCGUGAGUUUAUAUUGUUCAAAUUCUUCAUCAGUGGCGGGGUUGUGGACGAUGUGCAGGGAAGAUGCACCAUCGAGCAGUAUGAUCAAGUGAUGCCUUUGAGGCACAAGUACAUCUCCUUGGACGUCCCUGUUGGCCAUGGUGGACCGCGCUCUGCACCUUUGGUGGAUGGCUUGCUUGUAGCAGGCGUUGAUGCUGGUGGUUUCAGCAACCUUAGUUAUUCUGGAGACCUUGCUCUGGCCUUUGUGACUGGCCUUUGGGCCGUGCGGGAGGCUGCAAAACAAUUGCGGCUGCCUGUCCCUCGCCUUCCUCCUGCUCAUUCUCGUGAUGGAAAAGACAAACCAGUUCAAGGCCUUCUCUAG